UUCUUUACUUGAGAAUAAAGAAUAAAGAAAAUUCUUUAUUCUUUACUUUUCUAAGAACGUUCUUAGGUCGAUUCUUUAUCGGUAUUCACCAACGCUAUUUUUAGCGUUCUUUACUAAGAAUUAUUUGUUAUUGAUGUAAGCGACCUUGGUACCCGGCAUUUUCGUUAACGCAUAUAAAACUCGGAACCGUUUACGUGUCUUCUGUCACAACAUACAAGAUGGCGGACAACAACGCUAACGUUGCUACUAGUAGAAAUCGUUGGUCCGAACAGGAGGAAACUGUAAUAGCCCAGGAAAUAAUUAAAAACUAUGAUGUCCUGUUCGGCCCAAUGACCGGUUGUGGCGCACUCAAAAUUGGAGAGGUUCGAAGGAGAGGCUGGGAAGCCGUGGCAAAUGUUCUAAACUGCCAAUUUUCCACCUAUAAGCGCGCAGGUUCAGAGGUGAAGAAAAAAUACUAUAACAUGAAAGACAAAACAAAGACAAAAAAUGAUGAGAUGAGGAGGCCAGGCACUGGAGGAGGGCCCCGGGUGAAAGAGUUCACCAUUCCGGAGGGGAUUCUCCUUCAGCAUUUUGGGGAUUCCGCCUCUGUGGCAGGGGUCCCCAAUGCAAUUGACACUGAUGCUCCAGAGGGUGCUUCAAUCAACAUAAUUGAACUGGGCAAGAUGCCAAUAGAUGGUAGCACUUGCAUGACGUUCAAGAUAGAUGAAAGAGGACUAGGAGCUCAGAAGACGUCAAGUGUAUUCCAACGUGCAGUGGAAGAUGAAGCUGGGCCAUGCUCAUCAGGGACCAAGACCAAUACCAAAUCAAUGAAAAUGGCCAACAAAAACCAGAGUAAAAGAGCUAGGGCAAGUUUCAACAAAUUGGCUGAGGACAACCUAAUAGCAGAAAAGAAGAACAUCCAUCUGCAACAAGUAAAUCUAAGAUUGAAGAAUCAAUUGAUACUGGCACAACUGAAAAGUUUAUGUUUGUAAACUACCAUUUCUGUU
Molecule: messenger RNA, 986 nt
Organism: Dreissena polymorpha
Lineage: Eukaryota; Metazoa; Mollusca; Bivalvia; Myida; Dreissenidae
Exons: 8
Coding region: 219-971 (250 amino acids)
Source: RefSeq, a predicted model, not a curated record